Molecule: messenger RNA, 252 nt
Organism: Clunio marinus
Lineage: Eukaryota; Metazoa; Arthropoda; Insecta; Diptera; Chironomidae
Source: the annotation of a GenBank genome assembly
AUGUUUGUUGGAAUAGAACUAAAUUUAUAUCAAGGUGUUUUUAAACCAUCCAGCAAGCGGCUUGAAAAUUUUGUGAUUCCGUAUAUAUCAUAUUGUUCAAUUGUGAAGAAUUUACGCAUUAUGUUGCUUCACAGGUCGUUCGCCUCAGUCUCGUACAUGCUAAGAGUUCCGACAUUUAGUUUAGUCACAUCGCAUCGUCACGAAUCAUUGUGUGGUCGAAAAAAAAUCAAUCAACACCAACAAGUUGAGUGA